Neopsephotus bourkii (Bourke's parrot) is the source of this 3841-nucleotide messenger RNA. It is a transcript of the gene SMIM18, whose product is annotated as small integral membrane protein 18. NCBI's taxonomy places the organism in Eukaryota, Metazoa, Chordata, Aves, Psittaciformes, Psittacidae. The transcript has 2 exons. The record is from RefSeq and is a predicted model, not a curated record. Bases 1109 to 1402 code for a protein of 97 amino acids.
AGAAACUCCCAAUUAAUUUCCCAAAGUCAGUAUGCUUUGGGUGAAUUUUUUUCAUGUCUGUCCCACUGCAUCUCAGCCUCCUUUCAAGCUGAUCUGAAAGUCACUGCAAAAGGCAACUACAGAGUGGGAAUGUUGGAUGUAAUCACAUUGCAAACAAAUCCAUUUUGGAUAAUUAUUGGGAAGACUUCAUGGAAACUGGUGCUAUUUUAAUAAAAAACACUUCAGAAACACUGAAGUAAAAAUGUGGAAGGAAUAAACUUCAGAUUAAAAACUCAACAAGUAGUAAUUGUGAAGCUUUUAUAUGACAUCAUAUUGGAGGCUUUACAUAGCACAAUUCUAAAAUUAAUAUAGGAGAAUCAGUGUAACUCCACAACAGAACGUUUUAUUGUGAUUACUAAAUUAAGAUGGAAAAAGGGAGAAAACCAAAGCUGGCUCCCGCUGAAAAUACAGCCUAUAAGGAUCUUCCCCUGCAGGAUUCUUCCCUUUUAUCGUUAAAAAUUAACAUCCACACAGGACAUUUUGUAAGUAAGAAAACGUAUAUAUAAUGAGAGGUCUAAAGUGCUGAAACACAUUCAGAGGCACAACAAAGAGUUAAGAUGACUUAUCAUGCAUUUGUUCUGUCAAUUGAAUCCAGAAGAUUACCUUGUUUAAUCUGCCUGGCUACAGCCGGCUAAGGCUCCUGACAAGUAAAUCUAACCCCAGGGCCAAGCUGGGAAUCUGCGGAUAUUAACACUUAAAACGUCAGGGUUUAAUGGCUGCUCAAAAAGCACAGCCGGGCAUGGCCACCAUCACCUCCCAGCGCCCUUACAAAGCUCAUCCCACACAAAGAGCAUCCCCCAGAAUGAGAGCAGGAAGGGGUUUGUUUCUAUUCGAGCCAGUAAGAGUCAAAUUUAUGAAUGAUUUACUCCUGGGGUUGAGGGCUGGAUGUAAACCAGCAGAAAGGAAGUUGUCAGCAGCAUCUUGCUCUGGCCAAUGGUAGGAGAGCUCCAUCUUAGCUGUGCCAUAGGCUGCACUAAAAAAAGGGACCAGAACAGCGCUCUUCCAGCAUCCUCUCAGACAAGAGCCCCUAAAUUGGUGAUAGUGAGCACGCUCAGGCAACUCUUCAAGAAUGGCAACCCUCAACACCACUCACUGGAACGAGACUACAUCCAUUUCCCAGUAUCUGGACUUCCAAGUGCAAAAGAUCUACCCUUUCCAUGAUAACUGGAACACUGCCUGCUUUAUUAUUCUGAUCAUAUUCAUCUUUACUGUAGUAUCUCUGGUGGUGUUGGCUUUCCUCUAUGAACUGCUAGACUGUUGCUGCUGCGUGAAAAAUAAAACUGUGAAAGACUUGGAGAACGAACCCAAUCCUGUUAGAGCAAUGUUGAACAGGUUCAGAAAGCAUGAAACAGAGGUGGUGUAGGAAGGACUGAGCAUCAGCACUUGAAGAACGCCUCAUGAAUUCACUUGAAUGAAGCCUCAUGACUGACAUGACUGAGCAAGUCACAUGCUUUUUUUCUUUUUUUUUUUCUCCCUUUUGGACUGAACAGCAACAGCUACAAUUUUAUGUCUGGAGACGAACUUGAAUAGGCAAAGGCUUUUCAAGUCCUUAGCAGGAGGAUGAUCUUUUGCAAUGUUAUGGGGGAAGGAAAGAUUUUUGUUUCCAAAUGAACUUUUGUUGUUUAUAUGGAGUUACUAGUCUAGAUCUUUGUCUACCCAAAUGAACAAAUGUUGCCUAACAUGUAUAAAAAUAUGUUGCUUAACUGGAGAAAAUAUUUACAAACACGCUCAGCAAUCUGACCACAGGUAGUGCAGACACAACAGUGUCCUUCCACUGAGGUCAACCACACAAAGAUGGAAAAGGAGAGGCUUGUGUGAAUCCUUGCCUUUGACAGCUCUUAUUAUGGGUUUCUUGCUUCUAGAAGAGAGGGUGGUGGGAGGAAAAGUAAGCCAACUUGAUACAUAUCCCCUAAAAUGGUCUCUUCUAAAGCCCUGUGGUACAACUUGAUGCCUUCUCCCUCUCUUCCUCCAGUUUCACAGAACUGCUCUCCCCUUACUUCCUGUUCAACCUGUUUAACAACUUCUGGGUAUCAAUACAUAAUUAACACACUACCUUAAGAACUUCUAGCUAUUUCCACAAAAGCAUACCACUGUUGGUCUAGAAGAAACAGGGACAUUUUUCUGCCCCGAGGCUGCUGCCUCUAUGGUACUCUAUGGUACAACACUGAAGUGAGUCAGACAUGCUGGACUUACCAUCCCUAGCUUAACUUUUCAAAGCUGAACUGGAACUGACCAAGGAACACAAGCAGACAUGUCACAGACCUGCCAUACCAAUAACAGUAAUUUCACCUCCACACAGCUUUUAGGUAUCAACAUGCUUUGCAAAGGAGGCCACACCAGGAUAAGCCUUGCUUUAGAGAUGGCAGGAUGGAUGCAUAGCAAGAACAGACUUCAUUUUGCUCAAGAGAAUCUUAGCUUGCUUCACCAGCCUGCCCAGAACAUUCGCACUCACACCUUUCUCACAAACUGAGCACUUAACACUCACAACUCCAGCUCACUAGAUUAUUUUUCUUCUGUAGAUGCAUCUAUAGUUUUUAAACCAUGAAAGUUCUGCAGUUACAAAUUAUGACCACAACAACAGCAUCCAAGAGCAUGGCCACCCGUAAGGCCUGGUAAGUCUUUCACACUACUGAACCCAUAGAGAAGCAGAAACCAGUGAGAAAUGUCCCAGACCAAAGCUAUGCAUGGGACAAGAUAUUUAAACUCAAAUAAUAUUCCUGUCAUCAGGGAAACAAAACCCACCUAACGGCCAAACAGAUAAGUAAGCUACAACAGUGAUUUCACAGUCUGUCCAUGUCAGAAAUACCUUUGUGCUAUGGUCAGUACCUAUUAGCUUUUUUAAAAAAUUGAAAUAUAUAUAAACUCCCUCCACCAGGCUCAGCAUGAAACGCCAGAAGACCUGCACAGAACAAAAAGACUUGCUAAUCCGAGUUGUGCUCUUCCUGGUUGGUGAGAUGGAGUCACAAGAUACUCAGGCCACUAAUAAGCAGCAGGGCCAGUCCAGUGAUUCAUCUGGAGAAGCAAUCUCCCUUCUGCAGUCACAAAAUGAUACAACUACCACUGCAACUGUUCAUCUCAGAUACGCUUGCUAUAGCAAACCUCUGUCAGUACCAUGUGCAGAGAAUGCUUUCAGCUAAAAAUCAAACUAUAUAAGCACAAUUAACAGAAGAAGCUGAUGGCUCAGGUUCAAGACAAGUUGGGAUUCACACCAAGACAACUGAUGAAGAUAACAUUAGUAGUGAGAACAUCUUUAAUUGUCAGGUACACUCACUGCCUUCUGCUGUAUUUGACAGCAUCAGCCCUGAAAAACCUGUGUCCUGCCCAAGAGGCAAACGUAGCCAUUGGGAUGCACUAGGUAAAUUACCAUGCCUCUUCUUCCUCCAAGCAAAAGCUCCAAAUGGCAAGAGGACUGCUGGCCACCUGCAGCGUUUCUGCAAAACACUCAUCAUCACUGCACACAAGAACGUAGUGUGCAGGAAACAACCCAGAAAGCCCCUCUAUGCUGGCUUUGUGGUCCUCCACCUUCCUGAGAAGCACAUGCAAUGAAAAAUCUUGGGACUCAUUCCAGCUAGUUAUUUCAUGGAUCUAUAAAGGGGGCUGGAUGUAUGCACAAGUUAAAAAGGACACAGAACCCUAGAGCCUCAAGAUGAUUCCUGCCCACAUGUAGAGUAAGUCAUGAAACAACUCCUGGAGAUUUUGCCUCUUUGUUACCGUGGCUAAGACCAUCAAAGGAAAGAUCUUCAGAAAAAGACUAAGACCUUAGCCACAAAUUACUAUUCAUUAAUAAAAUAACAGAUAUGAU